Messenger RNA from Ziziphus jujuba (common jujube), 4229 nucleotides. RefSeq names its product WPP domain-associated protein. The transcript has 4 exons. Lineage: Eukaryota; Viridiplantae; Streptophyta; Magnoliopsida; Rosales; Rhamnaceae. Bases 825 to 4037 code for a protein of 1070 amino acids. The record is from RefSeq and is a predicted model, not a curated record.
AAAAGAUUGAAUGAACUUUUAUCGAACUUUUGAGGUAAAAUUUAUAACUUUCAGUGGAAAAUUUUCACUACUAUUCUUAGUGUUUUUUAGUUCUGUUUAAAAAUUUUAUUUAUCUUUAUUGAAAGUAUCUGGAACUAAAUUAUCUAGACCGAUUUAUGUAUAAGCUAGUAAAGAGUUUUAAUUAUGUAAUGCCACUAAUCUAUUGGACAUCUCUUUUUCUUCUUGUUUCUGUUAAUGACUGGGAAAUAUACCUUUGGGAAUGACAUAUUUUAGUCUCGGUGCAUAUUUUUGUAUUAUGGCAUUUUAACUAGUCCUUCUUUAUUGCGGCCCCAAACAAAUAAUUGUAAAGUCAACAAUCCCUUAAUUUGCCACUUCUGGUGUCUAUAUAACUAACCCAAGAGGAUACAAAAUAGAGCUCCAAAAGCUUCUUCUGGGGAGAUGGUUAUGUGGUCCAUAUUAAUGUUUUUUUUGGGUAAAAGUGAUCCACAUUAACAUGUUUAAUCUUGGAAUAGGUCAGUGUAAUCAGAAUCACCCAAGUUUAUAGGGGGCUAAUGAGAAAAUACAGAUCUCAAAACCUCAUUUUCAUCAACUUGAAAACAAAAAUUCUCACAUUUUCACACUGCUCUAGUCUGUCUAUCUAUUCCAGAUUCCAUGUGUCAAAGCUCUAAAGCUUGUCCUUUACACACGUCAAAGCUCUAAAGCUUUUCCUUUAUACAUGAUAAAGUUUUUCUCCUACAUUUUCUAUCAUUUUGGUUGAGCAACCUAAGUUGGUGGGUUGCCUUUUUCAUUUUUACUCUUUCUUUUGGUUCCAUUUUCUGAUAAAAAUGGAUGAGUUUUUUGGUGGAAUGGAUGGCAGACUUAGAGUCUCCAUCACUGAUUCAACCAUGAUGUGGAUAGUUCACUAUGCAAUGGACAAAGCUCAUGAGAAAGUGAAGUCGAAAGAAGGAGAUAUCGAGCGUUUGAAUGAGAUAUCCAAAUUUUACGAGUUGGCAGUAAUGCAGCUUGAUGGGUGUAUGAAGUUUGUCCAAGAAGAGAUUGAUAACUACUACAUUCUUGAGAGCAGGCAUGAAGAGGUGCUAGCAGACUUGUCUGAAAUAAGGGACAGGCUUCAAUGCCGGCUUAACGAAUCAGAGUUGGCUAUAAGGGAGAAGGACAGAGAGCUAAAAGAGAGACUGGAGAAUGAGUUGAAGCUCAGGCAAGCAUUGGAGAUAAAAGAAAGAGAAUUGGAUUCUAUGCGUGCAAAAAACAAGCUUGGAAGGUCAAGGAGUGAGGGUGUUGAUCAAGAACAUGUCAUUGGCAAUUGGGCAAGUGCGGAUGAGAACAAAGAGGGUGAAUUUUGUGAGUUGAAGAAUUCUGUGGAUCAACAGGUUUGGAAUAUCAGACAGAAGCUUGAGCCUGAUAACAAGUUCGAUAAGGAAAAAGAUCAAGAAAAAAAGAUUGAACAGAUGGGUUCAGAUAUAGAUGUAUUGAAGGAAACUUUGGAUGUUGCUUUUGUGAAGAUGCAGAAUGCAAUCAUUUCAUCUGAGGUUGCUCCAAUAGAGCAUCAAUGGAUAUGGAGUAUUGAGAAAGAUACAAUCGCCAUCAUGCUUAAAGGUUUGAUGAUGGAUUUCCAGGAAGAUUUCGAAGCAAAAGUAUCGAAUCAAGAGAAGCAAGUACCCAUUGGAUUGGCUGAGUUUUGGUCUGAUUUGAUAAAUGAAGUUAAAGGCUUACGAAAUGAACUCGAGCCUCUCGUUCAACAAGAGGAGGUGCAAGUACAAAGUGUUGAUUCGUCUCAAACAGACCUCGGGUGCAAAAUUCCAAAUAAAACAUCAGAAAAGCAAUUAUCAGAAGAUUGUAGUCAUAGCAAGUCUAGAAAGUCCUCCAAUGGUGAAGAGUUGAAUGUGGAAAAGCUUGUCGAAGAGGUUUCUGAAGAGAAUGGAAGCCACCAUGUUGCUAAGAUGAUUAAAAAACAUCAGUCCAUUAUUCGGAAGAAAAGUGCAGAGGCAGAAGAGCUAAAUUGGCUGAAGAGAGAAAAAAUGUCUCCGUUUCAAAGAAGAGAAAAGGGUUCUGUCAGCCUCAAGAGAGAACUCCAAGAAGUUUUUGUUAAAUUGGACAAGUUAAUAGAUUGGGAUUCUAAGAUUGGUGAACAUUUUGAGAAUCACAGAAACAGCCACAAGGAGGAAACAAUUUUGGAACAAACAUUUUUGAAUUUUGAUGCAGCUGAUAAAGAAAAGUUGGGGAUUCAAAGUUGGCGAAAUGUUUGGGAGAAUAUAAAUAAAGUACCUUGUGCAGAAAAUGAAGAACUACCAAUCAAGAUGGGGUUGUUGAUGCAAGAACUCGAAGAAAUAAAUUGGAAAACCAUGAUGAUUGAAGAGACCUAUCUCAUUCUCUUUGAAGGUUUGCUAAAUGAGUUUUACAGUGAGUUAUAUAACUCUGACUUGCAAAACCUGAUAAGGGAAAGUAUAUGUAAGGAUUUCUUAACAGAAGUGGUCAAGCAGUGGCAUGAGAACACUGAAAGAAAAAAUGAUGAAUCACAAACCAGAGAAGAGAUAUACAGCAUUGUCUUAAGUGAGCUGAUUAAGGAUUGUAGCUCUAGUUAUGACUUCAUAUUAGCAGAGUGUCAGGGAGUGAAGGCGGAAAAUAAGGAUAUUGGAAGAAAGAAUGUUGAAGCCCAAACUAGAGAAGAUAUUUCUUGCAUUGUCUGCAGUGAGGUGAUUAAGGAUUGUAGCUCAAGUUAUGACUUAAUACUGGCUGAAUGUCAGGGAGCGAAGGCUGAAAGUGUUCAUUUCAAGGACUUGUAUACUAUAGAAAGUUCAGUAAGGGAGGAUAUGCAUGCAAUUCUCUUUAGGGAAAUUUUUAAGCGAUUCAAUGGAAGCAUGGAAAGCUAUAUUGUUAAAGAAGAGAUCUGUCAAAUUGUCUUUGAUGAGAUCAUCAAAAGCAUUGUUAACACCAACAGUUCUGUAUUAGUUGAUAAUCAAGUGGUAAAACGUCCAGACAAUUUUGAUGGUGGCUUUCCAUUUGCUAGCGAGUUUUCUCAAAGCACAGAAAGUUCUGUGAAGGAGGAUGUUUAUAUGGUUUUCAUUCAAGAAACUAUAAAGGAGUGGGAGAUGGAAUUAGAUGCUUACAGCGUGGAGAGUCUCCUUAGGGAAGAAAUAUAUCAAUUUAUCGUUUUUGAGACAGCAAAAAAUGCAUCUGGCUUUCCUAGAGAAGCUGAGUCUGAAGGUAAAGACAAACUCUUGGAAGGUAUGCUUUUUACUAACAAGUUACACAAACUUGAACAGGUCAGUCCAGAUGACCACCUUACUCAAAAGCUUGUGUCUAUAUUCAACUGUCUAAAAAUGGAGGAAGAUCUAGUGCUGAAUGCAUGCUAUGAAAUAAAAGAAUACAACACAAAAAUUGACCAAGUGGGCUUAGAAUGUGAAGUGUUGGAUGUGUAUCAAAUUUUGAAAAACAAAAGCACCUCCACUUCAGUAAGUACUAAGCUAGAGAUGGCUUUGCAGCAAUUAGUUAAGAGUAAGAAAAUAGUGGGUGAGUUAGCAUCCAGUUUAGGCAUAGUAAUUAGUGAUCCUGAUGAGGUUCAUACUCAUAGUACUCUUGUUAUGGAUGUUGUAGAAGACAGAGAACCCUCCUUUUGUCCACAGGAAGAAAAUGCAAAAGAGCAGUUAAACUUGUUCGGUUCUUCUAUGCUGAUCCUGGGAUUUUCACAAGCUUUGGUAGAUUUUGAGGUCACAGUGACAGAAAAGUUAGAGAUAAACAUUUUAAGAUUGGAAGAGAUAGAGCACCACUUAAAGCCUAUGAUUGAACUCGUUUCGACCUUAAGAAAAAAAGAAUCACUGUAUAGGCAAGCAUUUAUGACAAGAUGCCAGAAUCUCAAGAAGGCUGAAAUUGAGGUGGAUCUACUGGGAGAUCAAGUGGAUAUGCUUCUAGGCCUACUUGAGAAGAUACACAAUACGCUGCAUCACUAUUCACCGGUUUUACAACAAUAUUUUGAGGUCUCGGACGUCAUAGAGUUGAUGAAGGUGGAACUAAAUGGAGUUGCUUUUGCACAUAAACAUUGACAUAAAGAUCAAUAAGUACCAUAAAAUUGAUAAUCAUUUACUAAUUCAAUGUCCUUAGAAAUCCUUUUCUCUCUUCCAUUGUUACUUAGAGCGAAUUAUUUCAGUAGCCAUGUUUUUAUAAGUAAACAUUCUAGAUUUUCAUAAGAACAAGAUGGAAUGUUUUAAGAAAUAGCCGACAAUGUUUGGUAGAUA